Molecule: messenger RNA, 1726 nt
Organism: Fomitiporia mediterranea MF3/22
Lineage: Eukaryota; Fungi; Basidiomycota; Agaricomycetes; Hymenochaetales; Hymenochaetaceae
Gene: Fmlcc6
Product: laccase
Exons: 19
Coding region: 1-1557 (518 amino acids)
Molecular function (GO): copper ion binding; oxidoreductase activity
Source: RefSeq, a predicted model, not a curated record
AUGCUUCUAAGCGCAUCGUUGAUUUCCUCUCUCCUUGUCGCCUUGCGGCUUGCCUCUGGGGUAUCUGCUGCUGUGGUUAAUGUCGACCUGAAUAUACAGAAUGCACAACUGGCUCCCAACGGUGUCAGUCGCUCGACUGUUACUGCUAAUGGACAGUUUCCUGGUCCGCUCAUCUCUGGUAACGUUGGCGAUCAGUUCCUUAUUAACGUCACGGAUAGUCUGACAGAUGCAACAAUGAGGAGGGCAACAUCUAUUCAUUGGCAUGGUAUAUUCCAGCACCAUACUGCUGAAGCCGACGGUCCAGCGUUUGUCACACAGUGUCCGAUUGUACCGGAGCACAGUUUCUUGUAUAACUUUACUAUUCCCGACCAGACGGGAACUUACUGGUACCAUGCACAUCUGUCCACCCAGUAUUGCGAUGGUUUACGAGGUCCACUGAUCAUCCAUGACCCGGAAGACCCCCAUGCAAACUUGUACGACGUUGAUGAUGAAUCCACGAUAAUAAUGCUCGCGGACUGGUACAAUACAGUGGCUCCUACGUUGUUCCCUAAUCCGACAAAUGCUACUCCUACCCCUGACUCUACUGUGAUAAACGGAAAGGGUCGCUCAAGUGCUGGUGGCGAUCUCGCAGUUAUACGGGCUCAACCAGGGAAGCGCCACCGUUUCAGGCUCAUUAGCACUAGCUGUUUCCCUUCUUUUGCAUUUUCGAUUGAUGGUCAUAACAUGACCGUCAUUGAGGCGGAUGGUGUUGAGACGGAACCCGUCACUGUCGACUCCCUUAAUAUCUUUGCCGCUCAACGUUACUCGAUCGUGGUUACAAUGGAUCAACCCGUUGAUAAUUACUGGAUUCGUGCAAUACCCUCGUCACCUGCUGGUUCCACGACUGCUGGCGGUAUCAACUCGGCUAUCCUUCGUUACGAUGGUGCACCAAGCACGGAUCCUGCCACUAGUGCAAAAACGAAUCCAGUCGUACUAAAUGAGUCAAAUCUCCACCCUCUCAUCAAUCCUGGAGCACCCGGGCAGCCCGUUGUUGGCGGAGCAAAUUUCGUCAAACAAUUACAAAUUGGAAGGGCAGGCGGAGAAUUCACUAUGAAUGGAGCGCCGUUCAACCCGCCUGAUGUGCCUGUUCUUCUCCAAAUCCUCUCCGGAGCUACUAAUGCAAACCAGCUCUUACCAUCUGGUUCCGUGAUUAACUUGCCUCCGAACCAAGUUAUUGAACUCAAUAUUCCUGGAGGCGGUAACCAUCCGUUCCAUCUUCAUGGGCACACGUUCGACGUCAUUCGCGUUGCGGGUAAUUCGUCGUACAACUUCGAGAACCCGGUGCGCCGAGACACUGUAAACAUUGGUGCGGGCUCGGAUAAUGUAACGUUCCGCUUCGUUACCGACAAUCCCGGCCCUUGGUUCCUCCAUUGCCACAUUGACUGGCAUUUGGAAAACGGGCUGGCUGUUGUCCUUGCGGAAGAUGCGGAAGACAUCGCUACGGUCGAUCCGCCGAACACUGACUGGUCGAACUUGUGCCCUCUUUACAACCAACUCAACCCGGAUACCGGCCUGUAAAUUUUAUAGCGUGCUUUCAUUGGUCCUCCGGUGCUGGAUAUGAAAUAAUUUUCUAGUAGCUUGGUUUAUUUUCUUUGUGGGUAAGAGAGAUACAAUUUAGCUGUACUUUUCGUCUCGGAAUGAAGAACUGUCUCAUUACUACUGAACGAGAUAAUCGCAGAUCAUGCCG